AUGCCGCACAUGCACUUUCCCAGCUGCAUCGCCGACCAACUUCGUGCGCGCGUAUGCCACACGAUCACCCUCUGGCCCGCGCCCUCCCGCACUGGCGUCGUAUCUCCCUCCGCGUUUGGUGGAAAUGCCAUAUCCCUUCUCGCUUGCAAGCCCUCCCACUCCCAAAUUCUCAUAUCCUCUUCCGUCGCCUUGUUCUUCCCCUUUGGUGGCCGAGCCUUUAUGGGCCCUGGAUGUAACCCGCUCUUCUGCAACCUCUCGACCAGGAACAUCUCUGGCAACAUUAGAGCUGCCGCAUCGCCUGACAGCGGGUCUAAGGGUGGUGGCCGCCUCGACUUCUCUCUCGGUGGCGGUAACGGCGGCCGCGGCGACAACGGUGUGGACAUGCAGAGGCCCAUGGGCAACAAGGCUGGUAUGGGCGAGAUGGUGGUCUUUGUCGUACAUGCACAGGACUAUCAACAGCGGUACUUGGGAUCGCGGACGAGAACAAGAUCCACGGGACUACGCGGUCCUGUUCCCAUCUCUGUGCUUCUUUUGUUCAGCCGCGCCUUCCUUUCAUCUCAGGGCUGUGCUAGAUUUGGGUGA
This is a messenger RNA of Peniophora sp. CBMAI 1063, 582 nucleotides long. The record is from the annotation of a GenBank genome assembly. NCBI's taxonomy places the organism in Eukaryota, Fungi, Basidiomycota, Agaricomycetes, Russulales, Peniophoraceae.